CAGUUCUGAGACACGACCAUCUCCCUCACUCGGAACCACUUUUGAGAGGAGAACAUGCCUUCUGACAUCAUGAAUGGAAAAAGUCACCCUGAUCAGGCUUCGCUACACAUCUAUAAUGCAGCCCGGAUCAUUGACAGAGAUCCAUCAGGAACCCAUCAGUCAGCUACACAUGUGGGAGAUCUGGUGGUCGUCCGUGCAACGAGGAGAAGGAGGAGGAGGCAGCACUGCGCAGGCAGCAGCAGCAGCAGCAGCAGCAGCUCUGGGAAUGGAACCACCAACCAGGAGCUAAUUGGCGACAACUUCUUCAACGUGACACACUCUUCCUCUAUCUUCCUGUGGUCAACUUCCAUCAUCCUGGGAACUUCUCCCUGCACGGUGCCAAUUAUCACUCCCCGGCAUUGAAAGCCGCCCCGGCCGCCGCUGACCCUGUUAGCCAUCCUUAAUGUCAAUUCCCCGGCGCCCGAGUGGAAGGAAUUACGUCUCUUUUCGUCUCCAAUCGGGGGAAAAAAACGCAGGGGCGCGCAGCAGAAUGCCGAGCUUGACUGCACCGUGGUGAAACGAGCUUGUGGACUGUGUGGUUGAAGAAAAAAAACAAAACAAAAAAAAAAACCCGGAGGGGUUUUGACAUUUUAUCUUUUUUUUUUUCUUUUUUUUUUUUUUUCUCCUCUUCUGGCCGGGGAGAGUUUUGGAGCAGAGCGAGGACAAGGGGGGUGCACAGAUGAUGGCGUGGUGCCGCUCAGGCGUACGCCGAGCCCUGGCUCUCCUGGCGCUCUUGGGCCUCCUGCUUCCCAUCCGACAGGGAGGCUGCUCGGGGCCCGGCGGCGGCUCCGGGGACGCCGACUCCCCCCUGCACCCUGGUGCACCCUCCUGGGGGGACCUCCAUAGGCACAAGCGCAGCUGGGUAUGGAACCAGUUCUUCGUGCUGGAGGAGUUCACGGGGAAUGAGCCUCUCUACGUCGGAAAGCUUCACUCCGACGUGGACAAAGGCGACGGCAAGGUGAAGUACGUCCUGACGGGCGAGGGCUCAGCCUCCAUCUUCACUAUCGACGAGAACACGGGCGACAUCCACGCCACCAAGAGGCUGGACCGGGAAGCGCAGGCCUACUACACGCUUCAGGCUCAAGCCGUGGACCGACUCACCAACCUGCCCGUGGAGCCCAGGUCGGAGUUCGUGGUCAAGGUGCAGGACAUCAACGAUAACGAGCCCAGGUUCCUCGACGGGCCCUACUUUGCUGGAGUGCCCGAGAUGUCUCCUCUCGGAACCAUGGUGGUGCAAGUGGCGGCCACGGACGCCGACGACCCCACGUACGGGAACAGCGCCAGGGUGGUGUACAGCAUCGUGCACGGGCAGCCAUACUUCUCUGUGGAGCCCAAGACAGGUGUCAUCAGAACCGCUUUGCCCAACAUGGACCGGGAGACCAGGGACCAGUACGUGCUCGUCAUCCAGGCCAAAGACAUGGUCGGCCAGAUGGGCGGACUCUCGGGGACCACGUCCAUCACCAUCACGCUCACCGACGUCAACGACAACCCGCCUCGCUUCCCUCACAAGGUAAACCAGUACACCGUCCAGGAGUCGCUCCCCGUGCGGUCUGUGGUGGCGCGCAUCAAAGCGGUCGACGCCGACGUGGGCCCCAAUGCCGAGAUGGACUACAGGAUCAUGGACGGCGACGGACCGGGCCUGUUCAACAUAACCACGGACGAGAACACGCAGGAAGGAGUCGUCCUCCUGCUAAAGCCUCUCGACUUCGAAACUAAGAGCAGUUUCUCUCUGCGGGUGGAGGCCACCAACCGGAACAUCGACUCCAACUUCCUGAGCUUGGGCCCGUUCAGCGACACCACGGCGCUCAAAGUGACCGUGGAGGACGUGGACGAGCCCCCGGUCUUUUCGACGCCACUCUCCAAGAUGUCGGUCUCCGAGGACGCACGGGUGGGCACGUCCAUUGGGCGGGUGUCGGCGCACGACCCGGACACUUCCAACAACGGCAUCAGGUACUCCAUCGACCGCAACACGGACAUGGAACGCUUCUUCAACGUGGACGCCCUCAGCGGCAUCAUCAGCACGGCCAAGCUUCUGGACCGGGAGGCCAACUUGGUGCACAACCUCACCAUCCUGGCCAUCGAGAGCCAGGAUCCAAACCAAAUCGGGAAAGGCUUGGCUAUCGUGACCGUGUUGGACGUGAAUGACAACGCCCCCGUCUUCGCCAUCGACUACGAGACCCUGCUCUGCGAAAACUCAGCGCCUGGAACGGUGAUCCAGACGGUCAGCGCUGUGGACGACGACGAACCUCAGAGCGGCCAUCGCUUCUACUUCGCCCUGGACGCCGACGUCGCCGGGAAACAGAACUUCACGCUUCGAGAUAACAAAGACAACACAGCGUCCAUAUUGACCAAGAGGGGGGGCUUCAGGAGGCGGGAGCAGCCGGUGUACCGUCUCCCUGUGCUGAUCGUGGACAGCGGGAGUCCGGCGCUGAGCAGCACCAACACGCUGACGGUCCGCGUGUGCGAGUGCGACUCUGACGGCGUGGCCUUGUCUUGUGGCGCCGUGGCCUACACGGCGACCGGCCUGAGCACCGGCGCCCUUUUGGCUAUUCUAGGCUGCAUCAUCACGCUGCUGGUGAUGGUCCUGUUGAUCGUGACCAUGCGUCGUAGGCGGAAGGUGCCGCUCAUCCUGGAGGAGGAGCGAGACAUCCGCGAGAACAUCGUCCGCUACGACGACGAGGGCGGCGGCGAGGAGGACACGGAGGCCUUCGACAUGGUCGCCCUGCGCAACCUCAACGUCAUCAGGGACCCCAGCGUGCGGCGAGACGUCACCCCGGACACGCCCACCUUCUUCCAGUACACGGCGCCGUCCCGCCCGGCCUACAAGUCCCUGCCGGACAACGUGGUCUUCCGGGAGUUCAUCUGGGAGCGCCUGAAGGACGCCGACGUGGACGCGUCGGCGCCGCCGUACGACUCGCUGCAGACGUACGCCUUCGAGGGCAGCGGCUCGGUGGCCGACUCGCUGAGCUCGCUGGAGUCGCUCAGCACGGACUCGGACCAGAACUACGACUACCUCAGCAACUGGGGGCCGCGCUUCAAGAAGCUGGCCGACCUCUACGGCAACGCCGACGGCGGCGCGGGCGGCGUCUUCUCGUAGCGUCCACACGACAGAUGAGUCAUUUACUGCGAUUUAGUCUGCCUUAUCAUCGGGACUCAAAGACAAGACGCUUGUUUACGUCCUCGGUUGGAUUUGACUCCAAAGACAUUCAAAGGUUUCGCUCUCGGGCUUGGCGCCAGACGCCGACUGCUGAUUCCAAACGAGCGCGUUUCCUUCCGCGGGCUCGGCGGUACCUGUCCUUUCAUCGGGGGACUUGUCUCUGCUCGUCCCUGCUGGCAAAUCAGUGUCAUUUCUAUGCUUUUUCUGGGAAGGGGGGUGCAGGGGGGGCGUCUCAGUGAGCUAAAAGGAAGCGACAUCAUCAAAAAGAACUCCAUGUCUCCGCCGGGUGAGACGGGGACGCCGCUUCUACGCUCCUCGCCAUGCAGAUGUUCAAAUGUCGUGUUUGUCGUUUUUUUUUUUUUUUUUAUUCAGCCUCCUGCCGCCUCGCUUUUGGAGCUAAAAACAAUCCCGCUGCCCUGCGAGGCGGCUCGGCUUAACGGAGGGGGGGGGGGGGGGACGCGUCGGGGGGCGUGUGAGGGGUGUGGGGUUAUAUUGUGACAUUGACGCCAUUAGACGCUAGAAGACAAAGAAAAAGUGACGGGUUUGCUUCUGUAGUCCAGCUUGUAAGGUCGUCAUCGUUAUUAACGAGCGUUUCCGAUCCUCACACUUUCUUACUCAUUAUUAUUUAUUCCUUUUUUUUUUUAUUAUUUUAAAUCAUGUAAUAAAAUUGGCUUUCAGCUCCGUUAAGAUUU
Molecule: messenger RNA, 3888 nt
Organism: Nerophis lumbriciformis (worm pipefish)
Lineage: Eukaryota; Metazoa; Chordata; Actinopteri; Syngnathiformes; Syngnathidae
Gene: cdh7a
Product: cadherin 7a
Biological process (GO): multicellular organism development; cell migration; cell-cell adhesion mediated by cadherin
Cellular component (GO): adherens junction; plasma membrane; catenin complex
Molecular function (GO): calcium ion binding; cadherin binding; beta-catenin binding
Source: RefSeq, a predicted model, not a curated record